CAACGGGAGCACAAUAGUUUUAUCACUGAUAGCGCACGGAUGUGUUUUGUGUCGAGCGGUUAGUUUUCCAGGAUACACGCGCGAGACUGGUUUUCGAAUCGUUCUUCCCCGAAGCUGCACUGUACUGAAAACAUUGCUUCUCGAGGAAUCACACCGCAGUGAACGCGCGUCGUCUGUGCAAGUAAAAAAAAAGUAGUGCACAAUCGUUGAACAAAAGAGUAGAAGGAAAUAAAACAUGCACUUUGUUAUUGAGCCCCUUUUCAAAUAACGCUCCAGUUUGAUGAUUUGCCGUGGUUUUGUAGUGUGCAAUGCGUAAACGUUGAUGUUGUAAAGGGUAAACGUGUGACUGCUCCGUUGUUGCUAUUUGUUGGAUUAAUCCUAGCAAGCGAAGCACUUUGUAUUGUGCCGUAGUAGUAGUAGUAGUGCGACGGCUGUAUUGAGGAGAUGCCGUUGCCAGUUUGAAAACGCGUCCUAAUUGUGUCCCGCGAAAGCAAAACCAAACCGUCGAAUCCAUUUUGUUUGGGGUUCCAGUGCGGUUCCCGCGUCCCCUCUGUCUGUGUGUGUGUGUGUGUGUGCAUGUGGUUCAGCUUUUGUAUUCCGGUGUUUGUUUUUCGGGUACGAGAUAUACUGUGCGUGUAGAGCGUGGUGUGGAAGAAUUUGAAAAAAACGGAGCGAAAUGAAAUGAAAUUGCUUCAAUACGCUCUGUGCUUGCUCCCCCACGCAUUGUGGGUGCUUUUGUGAAGAAAACGGAAAAAGAAGAAGAAAAAAACGAAACCUUGUACAUGGUGAAGGAGGAGAAGUAAUCGUGCAAAAGGCAUAAAGAGGAGGCGCAUUUCAGCGUAAUUUGCAAACAACGUCAGAAGCGACGGCGGCAACACACUCCCAAAACCGUGUGUACAAUCCGUUAUUCCAGAGUGUAUGUGUGUCCAUCCUGUACGCGUGUGGGUGGCUUAACCGUGUUGUCCUUUGCGAGAUCCACAAACCUCCGCGGCGCUUGGGUGAGUGUUGGUGUUGGUUGGAGUGGUUUUUUGAAUGAAUUUUUGGAGACGAAUGUGAGUGGAGUUUUCGUUCGCGGAAGGCUCUUGAAUAGCUUCAUUGACUGAUUUGGCGAAACGGCUUAAGCAGCAGCCUAACAGCCAAUCGCUGGGUUCUACUGUUUGACCAAAUUUAAUCAUCAUCAUCAUCGAGACAAGAAGCGCACGUCCCUAAACAAGAGAUAGAGAGAGAAAAAGCGAGGCGCCAGUCAGUUAAAUUAUCUUCCCCCCGAAGCGCCGGAGCAAAGCAAAUCAUCAGCAAACACGAGGACGACCAACGGCAAAGACAAAUACGCAACAAGCGGAAGAACCGGCCGUCCGUCCAGUGUCAUUCAAAAAUUCCAGCCCCGCACCACCACCACCACCGUCUGCGUGUCCGAUCUGUCAGUUUGAAUGGUUUUUAAAUUGGACAGAAUCACAGUCCCCGAUGGUCUGCGGCGGCGGGGGUCAAAAAGUCGCCAAGAUUUCUAAUCUCGUUCCUGUGCCAUUCGAUAAUUGUCCGAGUGUGCAAUUAAUCGAUUUGCUUUAGCUGUCGGACAGUCAAAGGGCGGCAAAAGGGCGGCAAACGUGGCGGUUGCGAUUACACUUUUGCUUUGUAGGAUCUAAUAGUUCAUAUCCCUUUUUGUGCCACAUUGCUGGUGCUGGAGAAAAGAAUGUAGGACACACACACACACGCUCAAGGAGGCAGCAAAAACGCUUAACAUUGCAUCGCUUCUUCAGGACUGCGUGUGAGCAGAUAAGGAUAAGGACCAUCCGUCCAGCAGUCAUUCAGGCACACACGUACACACUAGCUGCAUUCGAUGCAUCGUAAAAGCAUGACGUGUGCGCCACCAUAAUUGCUUGAUGAUUGCUCUCCGGGUCCCGUGUCGCGCUCGUUCCGGAAUGAGACAUUCUUACGGCGUCGAUGUCAUGCACAGGCCGUCUCUCGGUACAUUCGUUCGUCCUUUGGACGUAGCGCGCGGUGUGGUGGCUGGAUGUUGAGGCGGAAAACAGGGGAGAACAAAAUUGUCAUCCGCUAGAACAUACCGAGGUUGGUGUGAAAUUAUAUAGACUUCCUUUUUGUGUCGUGAACGGCCGGGGACAUCUCUCGGACCGACAAAACCCCGAGGAAAAUUCAACCUGUGUGCAAGUGGGGGGUAGUAGCGUGUAGUGUAGUGUGGCAGUGAGCAGUCCGUUCUACUCGAGUGAACACAAAUUUGCCAGCGUAAAAAGGAAACGUCGUAUCGUAGUAACCGGCACACCAUGCUGCCGUUGCUAGGACAUUUCACCGCUCACCGUGAGCAGGACAGCGAGCAUCAUCACCGCAUCCUUCGGCGGAAACAAUUGCCUUCAGCUAAGCGGACGAGUUCCCGCGAAAGACGACGCCAGAUGAUGCUGGGAACGGUGUUGCUGGCGGUUGCCCUCUGCCUGCUCCUCCCAACCAAGACGCACGCAGCAGCAGCAGCAGCAUCACCAUCGACCGGGUUUUACUUCUCCGUCUCGAAACUCCGUGUUACGCUGCCCAUCUCGAAGGAGUCGUACAUCAUCCUACGCAACGAACCGAUCGUCAACUUGCGGCUGCUGUCCGUGACGGGUAGCGAACUGCAGCGAACCGCAAAUGCCAUCGACCAACCUGUUGUGACCGGUUACAGUUACGCCAUCGAGAGCCCGCCCGACACCGACUACCUGAAGGUGGACGCGCACACGGGCGGACUGUGGCUAACGUCCCAAAUCUACACCCUGUCGAACGUCACCGAGUUUGUCAUCGUGGCGGUCAACGCGAGCGGUGGCGGUGGUGGUUCACCCUUCGCCCAUGGCGUUGUACCGGCCGCCCGGCUAACGCUUACGAUUGUGCCGGUGCCGGUGGCGGAGGAUACACUCGACCGCUUCUGUGAGCAUCAUCCCGAGCGGGCAUGCUUCUGGGACACGGCCCAGUAUCGGGUGGCUGAGAAUGGACCGCCGGGGUGGACGAUCGGUGCCGUCGGUCCUUCGUUCUAUCGGCGGCUUUGUCCACAGCAUCGUCCCCGGUACGAGUUACUGACUGAGGCGAUUGCUGGCAGCAGCAGCAGCAGCAGCAACAGAAGCAGUAGCAGCAGCGAGUAUUUGCUGCUAGACCCGCAAGAUGGAACACUGCGAACUAAGGUUUCGUACGAUCACGAUAAACACGCACCGGGACCGAUUGUGCAGACGGGUGUGCGGUGCACGCUGCAACAGGUAGCUGCGGAUGGUGGAUCCAUUUUGGCUGCCGCAUCGCAAACGGUUGAUCGAACAAUCACGGUGAAUGUGCUGGAUCGGAACGAUAACUUCCCCCGGCUGGAGGUGGCGAAUGGGACGGAUGAGUUAAACCACGCCGAUGCCAGAGACGACAGCUAUCAGGUUUACAUUGAUGAUCCACAUGUUCAACAGGGCGAUAGUGUAGGCUACUUCCGGAUCGUAUUCACCGACGACGACUCCAUCCCGGUCAACACCCGCGUCCACUACAAACUGCACGGCGACGCGAUGGAUCUGUUCCAUCCGGACUGUGCGAUGUACGAAAAUGAGCACAACGGAGGCUUGAAGCAGACCGUCUUUGGAUGCAAGCUAAUUUUCGCUCGGUCCGGAAUUCUGCGAAAAACUCCCUACUGUGUCACGCUGCAGGCGGUGGAUCAAACGGUAGAGUAUUCUCCGUACCACUACGAGGCUUCCGCCACCACCCGGGACACGGCAGCAAAUGCGUCCAUCUGUCUGACGACCAACCUGAAUCGCAUUCAUGAGUACGACCUGCCACAGCCAGCAGCACUGACGAGCAGCGGGAACGUUCACCAGGCAGCAGCAGCAGCGCCACCUUCCUUUUACGCUGAAGGUAGUGGCUUCCGUGCCGAAGCACCGAAGCAAGGCAGAAGUGGCCGGGGCGGAGGUAAGAGCAAAAAGGAAGCAGCGAACCCGGCCAGGAUUGUCUACCCGAAGGAAGCGAUAGUGUACGACACGUCGCGCAAGUUUGCUCGCAUCGCGGAACCGAACGCGCUCGCGCAGCUGAUCCAGGAGAACAGUGCCGACCUAAACUUCCGGCUCGUGAGCAAUCCACUGAACGCGUUCGGCAUCACGAAGAUUGCGGGCAUAAUCUAUCUGAAGAACGAGACCGCCUUCCAGAACAAGCCGGAAAGCCGGCACGAGCUAACGGUGGCGUGGAAAAACUACACCGUCAGCAUACUGGUUCGGUUGCGCAAAAACCCGGACGGUGUGCACUGUGCAGCGGUGCCGCUCGGGCCAGACUCGGCAGAAGAUUUCUGUGCCGCCCAUCCGAACCGUACCAGCUGUGAGGGUGCGUGCGGGCUGGGCAGCCUUAAGGGUCCGUGCGAGUAUCGUUCGCAGACGGAUCUGCCCGGCCUGUGGACUGAAGACUAUCCGACCUGCUCGUCCGGGCUGUCCCACUGUCCGGACGGGGUGUGCGAUCCGCUGGAGGAGAUGGGCCACCGGGAGAAGAUUCACAUCUGUCCGCAGGAUUGUGUGUACAAGCAGGACAUCGUGGGGCUGCACCAUUCGGACAAGGCGCGUGGCAUUCAGACCGCAUCGGGGCACUGCAGCUGCCGUGCGUCGGGGCACUGUAGCUGCAUCGACACGUUGCGCAUACCGGCGUCGUUUAAGCGUAGCAAAACGACAACAUCCAGCUCAACUACAACGACCACUACUACCUCCACCACGACAACGCCGUCGUACGUUGAGGGCGCAUCGACGGGAGGUGGUGGUGAGGUGGAAGUGUUUUCUGUUGGUGCGAAAAAUGGCACCGAAAACGAAGCCGGAACGCGACACCGCGAUCGGUCGGAGGAUGCCCCACCGGCAGCGGUACGGGAUGGCAGCCUGUACGAGCCGGGGCUGAUCACUGGACCGCACGCAUCGAUCUAUCUGAUCGCGAUCGUGCUGAUACCGAUGGUGGUGGCCGUGAUGAUCGUGCUGUACUGCUUCAGUCGGAAGUUGACGGUGAAAAACAAGCUGCUGGAUGGGAGCAGCGGUGCAAACGGCACGAUCGGGGGCAUGAACAGCAUCAGCAUGAACCUGGUCAGCAACGAUACGGAGAUUUUCAACGUGGAACUGCCGCUGACGACGCGCAUCAAUGAGAUCAACUUUAAAAUCGAUUACGACUCAAAGUGGGAAUUUCCCCGCACGAAUCUAAUACUCGACGCAACGCUCGGCGAGGGCGAGUUUGGCAAGGUGCUGAAGGGGUUUGCCACGGAUCUGCCCGAAAAGCCGGGCAUCACGACCGUGGCGGUGAAGAUGCUCAAAACGGGCGCCAAUUCCGUCGAACUGCUCGCGUUACUGUCCGAGUAUCAGCUUCUGCAGGAGGUGAACCAUCCCAAUGUGAUCCGGCUGCUCGGUGCGUGCACCAAAGGGGAUACGCCACUGCUAAUCAUUGAGUACUGUCAGUAUGGAUCGUUGAAAAACUACCUUCGCCUUAGCCGCAAGCUGGAGGUGCUGAACGCGGACUACGAGAACGCGGUCGAACCGAUCACGGUCAAGGACAUCCUAUCGUUCGCCUGGCAGAUCAGCAAAGGGAUGGCCUACCUGACCGACAUCAAGCUGGUGCACCGGGAUCUGGCCGCCCGCAACGUGCUGCUGGCCGAGGGUAAGGUGUGCAAGAUUUCCGACUUCGGUCUGACGCGCGACGUGUACGAGGACGAUGCGUAUCUGAAGAAGAGCAAGGACCGGGUGCCGGUCAAGUGGAUGGCCCCGGAAUCGCUGGCCGAUCACAUCUACACGACCAAGAGCGACGUGUGGGCGUUCGGGGUGCUGUGCUGGGAGCUGAUCACGCUCGGGGCGUCGCCCUACCCGGGCAUACCGCCCCAGAAUCUGUACAAUCUGCUGAAGCAGGGCUACCGGAUGGAGUGUCCGAAGAACUGUUCCGAAGAAAUUUACGGCAUCGUGCGUUUGUGUUGGGCCGAUGAUCCUAAGCAGCGUCCCAGCUUCAAGCAUUUGGCCGGUCAGUUUGAGCUGCUGCUGGGGCGCAGUGCAAAGUAUCUCGAUAUGGAGCAGAACUCCAUCUCCAAUCCGGUCUAUUGCGUUAACGUUGAUGAAACCGAUUGUGCGAAGCUUGCCAUCUGCAAGGAGGAACAGGACCGGCUGGAAAGCCUCUGGACACCACCGCAGUACGAAACGGUGGACACGACGAGCGCUGAAAUGACCGGACGCUACCAAACGCCCUCCGCGAUGGCCGUGGCUGCCGUCAUAUCGGAGCUAAACGAGGACAAGAAGCAGCUGCUACUGCAAAGCUACGACACGCCGCGCCCGCUCAUCGAAACGGCCACGAUCGAGCAGAAGCUGCGGUACGAAAACGAUGUGCGCUUGAGGCCGAAAAAGCUUAGCAAUGGUAGCGGAUCGUCCUCUCCGGGUGAGAACGACGAUCGGCAGCACUCCCGUCCGUGCACGAAUGCGGUACGCUCGUCCUCGAUCAGUCCACCGCGCUGCCUGCGAAACCAUUUCGAGGAAACGUCCUUCAUCACGAGACACAAUGCUGAUCGCGAUACGGCUUGUUGUAGCAGUAGCAGCAGCAGUAGCACCAGUGGUGGUGGUGGUGGUGCCGGUGGUGCCAGUGGUUGUUGUGGCAACAGUAGCGGCGAGUACGAUUCACCCAGCCGACAGCCACGGCGGGUCGUUUCGUACGUGGACAUGAACAAAAACAGCCGCCAGCUGAACGCGAACCUCGAGAUCAAUCACAUGAUCGACAAGAAACAGUCCAAAGAUAUUGCCUUACGAUUUUCGACCGUCGAUAACGAGCUGCAGCUGGUGCUGGUGGAACCGAUCGCCCACAGCACACCGUACGGGAAGAACAUUCCGAUCGAAUCGGACGUGCUGCUGCAGCAGAAGCAGAACAACGUGGAUAGCAAAACCUGCGCCGCCGCUGCUGGGCCAGUGGCGGCUGCUCCACCUGCAGUGGUAGAGUACACGGAGGUGGUGAAAACGCAUUCGGCAGGAGGAGGAGGAGGAGGAGGCCAAGGAGCGGAACAGAUAGGGCUAACGCUUACCUCGACGGUUUAAGCUCGGGGAAAAAGCUGCCCUCGCUCGCAAAAGGGUUGUUUAGGGCGCGAGGGAUAUUUUUACAAGUUUUACAAUUGUAUUUGUAACUGUUACCGCGACUCCAAGCCCUUCCCCAUUGCCAUCAGUUGUCUGUGUUAUGCAAGAGAUCAGAAAGAGAGCCAAGUUUAGGUCGCUGCACACAGUUGUUCGUGGUGAAAUAACCGCCUUGAAGAUGAUAGAUAGAUGCUAUCUACGACCAAACAAACCAAAUGGAUGUCUUACUCCAAUGUACAACUUCCAGCUAAGUAUUUAUUUAUGCUUUAUCCAAUAAGGACGAUAAUUUAUGAUUACGAAUCUAUUUUUCGUGUUUUGCUAAAACGUGCAAACCGUAGUAGUAAGUGAUGAAUUAUCAGGCUGGGAAUUGAUAAUUGAAGCGCACCUAGAUGGUGUGCUUCCUUUGCGUCUCCUUUUUUUUUUUCUUUUCCUAUACUAUCUUUCCUUUCUAACAUAUUUGAACGCGAAUUAUGUUAAACCUUGUCCAACAUUUGUAUUAAGGCAUCAAUUUAUUCCAAGAAUGAAUUACCAAUUCCCUUAGCGUUUAUUAACAGUUGCCUUCAGAUGAAAUACGGUGAUGGAAAAAUGAUAGGGAAGUGUUACGGAGAAAAUAAAAUUCAAUGUUCGAUCGAAACCUCUCGGGAAGAGAUAGAAAAGAAUCCACUAUCCUAUUAAGUCAUGCAAAUAAGUCACCCAUUUCGCCCUUUAUUUGUUACUCUCGAAAUAAUUUACAUCUCUAAAACGUUAGUCAGCUAAUGCAUAACCUUGCUCUGCUGCCCCCGCAACCAAAGAACGUGACAAAACCAUUCUGAUUUUAGUGCCAUUAAGUAAUGUAGAAUUUAGCCCUCGUCGGCAUCGUCGGGCUCGCGCUAGCCAACACGUGUUUUGGCACACGCCUAAACUCUGUCGUCCCAAGGGUGAAGAAGAAAUGGUAGAAAACCAUGCAGAAAGAAAACAAAGGUAACACAUAUAUAUUAUUAUUAUUACUAUUACUAUGAACGGAUAAUGUGCUAUUUAAAUAUAUUCAUAAAAAUAUUCUAGCGAAAAAAUAUAUGGACACAAAACAACCACAAAA
Molecule: messenger RNA, 8130 nt
Organism: Anopheles arabiensis
Lineage: Eukaryota; Metazoa; Arthropoda; Insecta; Diptera; Culicidae
Exons: 9
Coding region: 2277-7022 (1581 amino acids)
Biological process (GO): protein phosphorylation; cell surface receptor protein tyrosine kinase signaling pathway; multicellular organism development
Cellular component (GO): signaling receptor complex; plasma membrane; axon
Molecular function (GO): calcium ion binding; ATP binding; transmembrane receptor protein tyrosine kinase activity
Source: RefSeq, a predicted model, not a curated record